Messenger RNA from Cynoglossus semilaevis (tongue sole), 4965 nucleotides. RefSeq names its product anoctamin-1-like. Lineage: Eukaryota; Metazoa; Chordata; Actinopteri; Pleuronectiformes; Cynoglossidae. The transcript has 26 exons. Gene Ontology annotation, cellular component: plasma membrane. The coding region runs from base 710 to 3742 and encodes 1010 amino acids. Gene Ontology annotation, molecular function: protein dimerization activity; intracellularly calcium-gated chloride channel activity. Gene Ontology annotation, biological process: chloride transmembrane transport. The record is from RefSeq and is a predicted model, not a curated record.
ACAAAUGGGUGAGAAUUUACAAAGCAGAAAAGGCAGCUGCACUACAGCAGUUAAUGUGCAAACGCGGUAAUGAUGUACUGAAUGUGUGUUGCUACAUUAUGUCCAGGUUGGCAUCAUCAUUAUUACCAUCUCCUUGAAGGUCUUUGAGGGGUCCUCGGAGUCGGGUGGCUGAGUCUGCAUCUUUAUCUCAUGUCAGACUCAUAAAACAGUCUUCUGUUUACCCACCCCUGUCGUUGGGGCAUGUGUGCCUUGUAGUGCAGCAGUGAUUAGUGGCUGCAGUGGUAAAGAGCGAGGUGGGCUUUAGGGUGGUCGAUCUUACGCUGAUUUCAGCUGAGCAGAGACAGAGAGUGAGGGAGGUUCAUCAGAGUUUUAUCGUCGCCUAAGUUUAGAUCUUGGCUCGCCGACGGCUUCUCGAGUAACAAGGGCUGCAGGCUGGCUUCAGCCACUCCACACUGAGACAGUAACACAGCUCCUCACACAGCUUUAAAGGCAGGAGAGUGGAGUCACAGAAGAGUGGCAAGUUAGAAGAAAAUAAGUCCAGAGGCAGAGGAGGGGCCUCUCCGCAUCAAACACUGUCAUAUAAUAAGACAUUUCACGCAGAGGACACAGACCAAGACACAGGAAGACCACAAAGUGGACUAAACGGCUGGUAACCCAUCCUUCAGCACAUCCGUUCAUCUCUAAAUCUCAAAGUGCAGAGAUUUAGACCAUGACAGAGGACGCAGAGGUGGAGAGUGAACUGCCUCCAAAACCCGAGAGUGAGAAACCAGCUCCACAUUUUCUACGAGAUGUUAUCUUCCACGGCAAGUUCGGGCUGCUAAAAGCCCUGACUCCAGAGGAGAACAGCCAGAGCCAACAAGGCCUUUACUUCCAGGACGGUCAGCGGCGUGUGGACUAUGUCCUCACCUACCACAUCAAGAAGCCGGGUACAGGUCGCUCCUAUCGACACUCAACAUACUUGCUGACGGAAAACGCUGUGGCUCGCAGCCUCCGACGCAGCACCCACCGGCGUGACAGACGGGCCAGACAUCACCAAGCACAGACCGCGAAAGCUCAGCCCUCAUCGGCAGUGACUGAUGUGGAGCUGGGCAACGCCGGAGAGAAUCUUAACGGUCACGAUGACAACAAGGCCUUCAGGAGGGAGGAGUUUGAAGGGAAACUCAGAGAUAUGGGGCUGGAGCUGGAGAAGGACGAAGAGGGCAGAAUCCCAGGGCUGGGCUUCGUGAAGAUUCAUGCUCCCUGGAAUGUUCUCUGUCGAGAGGCUGAAUUCAUGAAGCUGAAGAUGCCGACCAAGAAGGUGUACGAAGUCAAAGACUGCAGCGGUGUCAUGGAGAAGAUCAACUCUUUGGUCAGUAAAGCUCUGGAGCCCCUGCAUCCUCAUGUUGAGGAGAGUCGACCCAAGAACAUCAAACACCUGUCACACACUUUCUCCAGGGACAAACAGCACUUGUUUGACCUCUCUGACAAAGACAGCUUCUUCGACAGCAAAACUCGGAGCUCGAUAGUGUUUGAAAUAUUGAAAAGAACAAAAUGUAAGGCCAAGUACAGCAUGGAACAUUUGAAAGGAUUUCAGUCCUUAGAUGUGGGGAAGCAGCAGGUUGUGACUUGGUGCCAAAGACAUCCCUUCAAAGAAGGAUUACUCCAAUGGAAACACUGCUUGCAAAAAUGGAGGAUAUCAGGUAUCAGCAGUCUGCUGGGCAGUGGUGUCUACACCGCUGCGUAUCCUCUUCAUGAUGGGAGAAUUAAUGAAGAGAGUGCAGACCUCGGUGACAGAAAGCUUUUAUAUGAAGAGUGGGCCAAUUAUGGUGUCUUCUACAAAUACCAGCCUAUUGGACUGGUGAGGAAGUACUUUGGUGAGAAGAUUGGUCUGUACUUUGCCUGGCUUGGUCUCUACACCCAGAUGCUGAUUCCUGCUUCUUUAGUCGGAGUCAUCGUCUUCCUCUAUGGCUGUGCGACAGUGGACGACAACAUACCAAGCAUGGAGAUCUGCCACCCCAAGAACAACAUCACCAUGUGCCCCCUGUGUGACAGAGUAUGCAGCUACUGGAAACUCAGCACAGCCUGUGGAACGGCUCGAGCCAGCCACCUGUUCGAUAACCCGGCCACUGUUUUCUUCUCUAUAUUCAUGGCACUGUGGGCUGCCAUGUUCAUGGAGCACUGGAAGAGGAGGCAGAUGAGACUGAACUACGAGUGGGACCUGACGGGCUUUGAAGAUGAGGAGGAAGCUCUGAAGGAUCAUCCCAGGGCUGAGUAUGAAUUCAAGGUGAUGAAAAAAUCAAUGAGCAAGGAUCAAAAAUCACAACAAAAGGUGGAAAAACUCACCCUUCAAGACCGCCUUCCCGCCUACAUGACGACCCUUGUCAUGAUGCUGUUAAUGAUUGGCGUCACAUUUGCCAUCGUGUUCGGCGUGAUCCUCUACAGGAUCUCCACCAAGGCAGCUCUCUACAUGAGCUCCAAUCCAGUUACAAGGAGCAACGCCCAGCUGACCGUUAAAACCACAGCAGCCAUCAUCAACCUGGUGGUCAUCCUCAUCCUGGACGAAGUGUACGGUGCUGUUGCCCGGUGGCUCACUGUCUUAGAGGUUCCUAAAACUGAUAAGAGUUUUGAAGAACGACUCAUCUUCAAGACCUUUAUUCUCAAGUUUUUUAAUGCUUUUACCCCAAUCAUCUACAUCGCUUUCUUCAGAGGAAGACUGGUGGGCAGACCAGGAAACUACCUGUAUGUGUUUGAGUCCUACAGAAUGGAAGAGUGCGCUCACGGAGGCUGUUUGAUGGAGCUGUGUAUACAGCUGAGUAUCACCAUGUUGGGGAAGCAGCUCAUCCAGAACAACCUGUUUGAAAUCGGAGUUCCAAAGCUGAAGAAGUUAAUUCGCUACAUUCGGUCAAAGCAAGGUGGAUACCAAGAAGAAGAAAGAAAGAAGAAACUGCUGAGAUACGAAACCGACCACUUCCUGGAGCCGUUUGCCGGGUUAACGCCAGAGUACAUGGAGAUGAUCAUCCAGUUUGGUUUCGUUACUCUGUUUGUGGCCUCCUUCCCUCUGGCUCCGCUCUUUGCUCUGCUCAACAACAUCAUUGAAAUACGACUGGAUGCCAAGAAGUUUGUGACUGAGUUGCGAAGGCCAGUGGCAGCUAGAGCCAAAGAUAUUGGUAUUUGGUACGACAUAUUAAGAGCCGUGGCAAAGGUGGCUGUCAUCAUAAAUGCCUUUGUCAUUUCCUUCACCUCAGACUUCAUUCCCCGGAUGGUCUACCAGUACAUGUACAGCCCCGACGGUUCCAUGCACGGGUUUGUGAAUCACACACUCUCCUACUUUAACGUCACCCACUUCCAGGAUGGAAAAGAACCCAUGGAUCCUGUUCAUUUGGGUUACCCUGUUGAGAUUUGCAGGUAUAAGGACUACAGAGACCCUCCCUGGUCUCCAACUCCAUAUGAAAUCUCCAAGGAGUUCUGGACGGUGUUGGCUGUGCGACUGGCUUUUGUUAUUGUUUUCCAGAAUGUAGUGCUGCUGAUGAACGAUGUGGUUGACUGGCUAAUACCGGACAUCCCCAAGGACAUCAGCCUCCAGAUCCACAAGGAGAAGAUCCUGCUGGUGGACCUCUUCAUGAAAGAGGAGCAAGGCAAGAUCCGUUUUCUGGAGAGAAGAGUCUCGGCUGGAGCCAAGGAGAACUGCAGCAGGAGCAACAACAAUAACUGCACUAAGGCUCACCCGCGCUCCGGACACACCAACAGCACCAAGAGCGUCUGAUGCUCUUCACGGCCGUCCGGCUCAGUCUGAGUUUGCAGGUUCAAAACUUGCAGUGGCCUCGCUCUCUCAGGCCAAAGUGAACUCUGUGAUUUAGUUCUUGUUCUAAACAUUCCAGCACCUUUGGAGGACGGUGGAUCGACAGCGUGUAAGGGAAGUAAACGUUGGGCCAAAUGCGGUGCAGCGUGAGUGGACAGCUGCCAAAUGUACACGUGCUUAAAACGGUCAAAAAUGACAGCGGUCUCUCCAGGUGUAGUCAGAUUUGUAAAGGCUUAGAGGAGGUUUUACCUUCAACUGAUAUGAAUUAAAAUGUUUUUAUUAUAUCUUACUGUAGCACGACUGACAUUACAAGGAGUCAGAUUUAUAUAAAAACACAAAAGAAAAGCAGAAGUAAAAAUGCUUGGACCUUUAUUUACUCUCAGUAGCUUCUAUUAGCUGCAUGUCUACAAUUAGUCUAUAAUGAUGUUGAGUGUCAUCAUCUGACCACUCUAACUGGGAUUCUAACCCUAACUCUAAAAAAAGGUGGACCUGGAAAAAGUCCCCGUAAAGACAGUGUCCCAACAACGAUGGUAUCUUCCUAAAACGUGUCCCCAUAAGUAUAGCUAUACCAACAUCCAGUACACACAUACACAGGGAGACGUUAACAGAUGGUAUAUUUUUGUCUUCCUCGUGUACUUACUGAAUACUGACUACCUGUGGUGCAGUACUGUCUGUGCUACGAGUCAACCUGGUCUUUUCAUAUUCACUGUUGUUGGACUUUAAUCCACAGCUUCGUAUUCUUUGUAUUUCAUGUUUGUUUUUUUCGGCCACUGUAAUCAAAACUUUUUAUUACCAAAGAAGAAAACAUUUUCUCUGUUGUACAUAAGUGUUAUUUUUGAAAUAUUUUUUUUGGUCUUGUUGCGUGUGACACAUUAAAUGUCAUCGUCUCAAUAAAAAUGGAAAGUACUGAUUGUGUGUGUGUGUUUGUGUGUGUGUGUGUUUGUGUGUGUGUGUGUGUGUGUGUGUGCUGCUUUGACUUUGCAAGUUCCUGAAAUCGAAAAAAGAAACUUCUCAAUUCUGCAGAAGUUUAUUCAGAAGAAAAUGCAAGUACAGCAAGUAUGAGAGUAUUUUCAUUCCUUUGACCUGAUGUUUGUAAUUAAAAAUCAGUUCAGUCAUAUAAAAACAAAUGUUUUACAGUGUAAUCUGUAAGACUUUUGUCUGAACAGUUUAAUCCGGAUUACAGAAAA